AUGUCGUCCACAAAGAAGAUUGGAGGAGAAUACGGCGACGUGCGCGCCAACAUUGACGGGGAUAAGCUCAAUGCAUACCUGAAGGCGCACGUCGCCGCUAUCACGGUGCCCGUGGACAUCAAGCAGUUCAAGGAGGCUUAUAUGGGGGUGUAUGCGCAGUUCGGGCAGUCUAAUCCCACAUACUUCCUCACGGAUGCGAGCAAGAAACGGUUUGUGCUCCGCAAGAAGCCCGCAGGGCAGCUGCUCUCCAAGACCGCGCACCAGGUCGAGCGCGAGUACACCAUGCUCCGCGCGCUGCACAAGCACAACACGAACCCAUCUACGCCCGUGGAUAAGAGGGUGCCCAUACCGGAGCCCAUCGUUCUUUGCGAAGACGUGAACGUUAUCGGCACGCCGUUCUAUAUUAUGGAGUUCCUGGACGGACGGAUAUUCACGGACCCGCGCAUGCCGGAGGUCUCUCCUGAGACGCGGCGAGAAUGCUGGCUCUCGGCAGCUCGCGUCCUCGGCCUGCUCGCGCUGCUCGACCCCGCCGCUCUCGGGCUAUCCAAUUUCGCGUCCAACUCGCCCUACUUCCCGCGGCAGAUCAAGUCCCUCACCGCUGUCUCUCAAGCUCAGGCGCAGGCGGUCGAUGUCGAGACGGGUAGACCGACUGGUGAGAUCCCGCGAUUUGCGGAGAUGAUUGAGUGGUACAAAGCGAACCUCCCCGACGAGCGCAAGACAGGCCUGAGGGUCGUCCACGGGGACUAUAAACUCGACAAUCUGGUCUUCCACCCGACGGAAAACCGAGUGAUUGGCAUCCUGGAUUGGGAGCUGUGUACAUUAGGGAGUCCGCUCGCGGAUCUGGCGAACUUCACCCAGCCGUGGGCGAUCGCACCUGAUAGCUUCCCCAGCGGGGGCAGCGUUACGGCGACGUUCAAGAACAACGCCAAGGACGCGCCUAUCGAGCUUGAGGAGCUCGAGCGGGAGUAUUGCCGUGUUACGAACCAGCCGUACCCGAUACCGGAGAUGGUGUUUGCGCGCAGUUGGAUGCUGUUCCGGAGCGCGAUUAUCAUGCAGGGUAUUGCGGCGCGAUAUGCGCGGCGACAGGCGAGCUCGGAGAGGGCGUAUACGUAUGUGCUCGGGUUCCCGUAUAUGGGGCAUCUCGCGUACAAGACGCUGGAGGACGCUGGAGUCACCGGAGCGAAGUCGAAGUUGUAG
This is a messenger RNA of Dichomitus squalens LYAD-421 SS1, 1197 nucleotides long. Its product is annotated as APH-domain-containing protein. The transcript has 7 exons. Lineage: Eukaryota; Fungi; Basidiomycota; Agaricomycetes; Polyporales; Polyporaceae. The record is from RefSeq and is a predicted model, not a curated record. Bases 1 to 1197 code for a protein of 398 amino acids.